AUGAAGCAGCUUUCAAAGAGCAUGGACGACCAUGAAUUGGAACCUUUUGACCGACAACAAAAGAAGCUGAGCGGUACAACGCUCAUGCUAUCCGAUAAGGCUCAUAGAUAUGUCUACAAAAUCAUACCAGAGUAUACAACAUCGGAAGCGGCUUUCUAUUGCGUUGUCAAUAAUAAAGAACUUACGGUCAACUCAAGGAGUUAUACUUGCCUGAGGGAAACUGCUAAACAACCAGAUGAACUCGCACGCCACAAGGUUCUACCGCAAUUUGAAGGACUAGUAAAAAUCGUCCAACAAAAACAUGUCGCAGCCCAAAAUGAGGGUGCAGAAGGACGUAGCAAUAAUAUAAGAUACUAUGAAGUUAUGGAAAACCUGGAUACCUCCAAAAACGUUUUUAAUGCUAUCAAACUGGAAAAUCUACUACACGGAUACCAAAAUCCAGCUGUUAUAGACAUUAAACUUGGGAUGCACAAUACUCUGGAUAAUGUACAACAAACUGGACUGAGCUCCGCGAAACGCAUUGCAUGUGUCAAGAAAUGGCAAAAACUUAAAAUGACACACCAAUCUAGGUCAAUCGGAACCAAAAGACUUUAUAAUAUCACAGCGACAGACUUAGGCCUUGGAGAGCCUUUUACUAGCAUGGCACCUAGGGAACUUCAUUCGCUCCUCAAAUCGUGGCGACAAAAAAUGGUCGCCAAACAAACUACAGAGGACGAAUUAGGAUUUAGAAUAUGCUCAAUAUGCAUAGACUCUCAGGACGUACCGCUAGAGGUAUCGGCAGUACAGGCAAAGCUCCUCAAAAGGGACGAUACACUCGACGUUCUACACAAGGCGCUGGCAACUGUACCGGCCGUCCGUCGCUGUCUGAUUGACACGCUCGUGAAGGUGCGUGACUGGGUGAAGCUACAGGAUUUUCUCUCGUUCUCUGCGACGUCUAUCCUGAUAACAUACGAUCAGGCAGACCCAUCUAAGUGUAAAGUGAAGUGGGUAGACUUCACACACGUAGAAAGUAUCAAGCAUUCGCCGUACCCGGUGCUGCCCGGACCGUCGAGCAUGCUCAAGGGAAUUGAUACACUCAUCGGCAUAUGCGAAAGUGCAGAGAAUAACAUGUAA
Messenger RNA from Babesia sp. Xinjiang, 1113 nucleotides. RefSeq lists its product as uncharacterized. Gene Ontology annotation, cellular component: cytoplasm; nucleus. Gene Ontology annotation, molecular function: inositol tetrakisphosphate kinase activity; inositol-1,4,5-trisphosphate 3-kinase activity. Bases 1 to 1113 code for a protein of 370 amino acids. The record is from RefSeq and is a predicted model, not a curated record. Gene Ontology annotation, biological process: inositol phosphate biosynthetic process. NCBI's taxonomy places the organism in Eukaryota, Apicomplexa, Aconoidasida, Piroplasmida, Babesiidae. The transcript has 7 exons.